Messenger RNA from Botrytis deweyae, 240 nucleotides. RefSeq lists its product as uncharacterized. The record is from RefSeq and is a predicted model, not a curated record. Bases 1 to 240 code for a protein of 79 amino acids. The transcript has 3 exons. Lineage: Eukaryota; Fungi; Ascomycota; Leotiomycetes; Helotiales; Sclerotiniaceae.
AUGGCUUCCACUGCGCCCUGUUUAUCCCCUCAAGUCAUUGACGGACAUUAUGUGGACCCUCGAAAAUUGAUUAGCCUGUUACAACGAGUGUAUGGGACAGUUGAUGGCAAUAACAAUUUUCGAGUCGAGUUGAGAUUAAAUCGCUACAAGAUAUACCGUCCUUCUGAUAAUGAUAAUGUUCAAACGUUAACUGAGGAACAAAUACAAGACUGUCGAGUAUAUAGAAGGCGCAAUCGUUGA